This is a messenger RNA of Pocillopora meandrina, 3738 nucleotides long. Lineage: Eukaryota; Metazoa; Cnidaria; Anthozoa; Scleractinia; Pocilloporidae. The record is from the annotation of a GenBank genome assembly.
AUGCAUCUCAGCAUAAUAUCUCUUCUUUGCGCUGUUGCCUACGGCAUAAACCGUAUUUCAGGUCCAAAUCUCAAAGCUGUUAACUUUGCCGGAAAGAUAAAAAGACAAAAGCUGAACGGAAGCCUGAUAAGAGAUGUAGAAGUGGAUUCGGAAAGUUCCUGUCAGUUUGAGUGUGUGUAUGAAGAGCGAUGUCAGUCUUACAACUUUGGAACCGUAAAGGGCGACUCAAACAAAUUCAAGUGUCAACUAAGCGACUCUGAUCGAUUUGCUGGAUUUGCUAACUUUAUCGAGGAUAAAGAUUUCAUUUACAGGGGAAUAAAGGUAAGCUAAAUCUGUUUAGUGCAUCAACAAUGACUUCUGUUGUGGAUCAGAAUUAAAAUCUUGAUUAACUUUGAACUAUUUAAGUUUUCAUUUCUUCUUUUACCUCCUUAUCUGCUUAAGAAGAUCUGUAAAUAAUCGUGAUAGAAAUUUUCCGGCUGUUGACGUUAGGGGAAGGGGGCUCCACUCACGAAAAACGGCAUUCUUGCUUUUCUUUGAAGUAAAUCUACCAUGUCAACUGGUCGCAUUUUGCUAUCCAACAAGAAAGGAUGUGUAUUCUGUUGCGCUUCGUAAUAAAAUUGUCGCAUAUUGUAGCAAGACUUGGUUUUCUUAGACGGAGCGUGAGGAGACCCACUCAUGGCUAUAACCAUCGUCAAUGAUGAUAAAAAGAUACUGAUAAAAGUAUUGAUUAUGACAUUGAUGAUAAAAAUAAAAGCUAUCAUUCAUCAUGAUAUCAUUAUCGUCAUCAUCAUCAUCAUCAUUAUCAUGGUGGUAAACUCAUACCCGAGGUCUCUAUUUCCCUAAGAACGAGGCUUGUGUAUGGUCUCGUAGACUUUGUUUAUCUCCCAACCUAUCAAAGGUUUUUUGUUGCACGUAACAGGGUGCGCAAGCCGAAGGCCAUAUCUUGAAGAAAUUUGUGCAAAUCCUGUUCGCAACCAAAUGAGUUGCUAUCCUUCGAAUAUCCCUGCGCUAUUGAAAGAAAGAAACUCCUUUGACUUACAGAUGUUUAGGAAGUUACUCGACACAACUUUUUUCUCUAGAGCGCGUGUGAAGAGGACAGUUUCCAAUGUGGUGAUCACGGUAUAUGUGUUCCCAACUAUCAAGAUGACAGCAUUCAAUGCCAGUGUAAGCAUGGCUUCACAGGAAAACCUUGCGGUAGGUAUAUGUCGCUUUGUUAAGGUAUAGAAAAAGCCUCAAUUAUCAUAUAAAGAAGUGAUUUCGAAUAGGUUCUUUAUUUCCUCGCAAAUUAAUAGAACCGAAAAGCUGCUCUCAAUUGUUUCAAGAUGGUUCCAAUUCUAGUGGCUUAUACACCAUCAAUCCGGAUGGCGGCAAACCAAUCCAAGUGUUAUGUGACAUGAUCACAGACGGUGGAGGCUGGACCGUUUUUCAGAAACGCUUGGACGGCUCUGUUGACUUCUAUCUUAAAUGGGAAUCCUACAAAAACGGCUUCGGAGAUCUGAGCGGAGAGUUCUGGCUUGGAAACGACAAUCUUCACCGUUUAACAGCCGCUGAUCAUGUCAUGUUGAGAGUUGACCUGGAAGACUUUGAAGGGAAAAUCACAUACGCUGAGUACACGAAUUUUGGUGUGGCAGACGAAGCUGAUAAGUACCGGCUUUUGAUUGGAGGAUACAAGGGCACCGCUGGUGACUCUAUGACGCAACAUAAGUAAGUAAGGAAUUCAGGUUGACUGAGACAGAAUCCAUUUCCAGCCGCGGGAAGCAUGUUUCGAAUAGGGAUGUGGCUUUAGAAAUUGAUUUGGAAGGGAACUAAUCAUGAACGGCUUAUCACAUCUAGUUUGAAUGUUGUAUGUAAAGAGAAACAUUUCCAGAUAAAACAAAGGAAAACGUAGGGCUUUGAUGUUUAUUUUGGGAGUUUAAUGUUUUAUUGGUCUCCAUCCUCGUUUAAAUUUUGAAUCGUCACAAUCACAAUCGCAAACGGGCAAAACUAGAAUUGUUCCGAAAAAGUCAAAGCACAAAUUUGUGAUGUAAAAUUUUUGCUUCGUCUGUUGCAUCCGCAUCAAAAAAAUUUGAAAGCCAUCCAAAAUUCCGUCAGUGCCUGAUGUGCUCAUAAAACCAGCCAGCCAAGUUUGCCAAAGGAUUAAACCUCCAAUUUCCAGGAUUUGUACAAGCCGUUUUAAAAAAUUUAAUCCACGUGUUUUGCAACAAAAGAUAAUUAUUGCCUUCCUACUAUACUGCUUUCAGUUCAAUUACACGCUGGUCGCAGCUUUUACGACAAAUGAUCGAAAAGUUUCUCACAGUUUUGUUUAUUAAGUCGAUUUUGUUCAGUUUUUACUCGGGGCAAAUGUUGUCGGCAGUGCGUUUGAAGAUUUGUCCGCCUAACCAACCAUACAAUUGGGUGGAAUAAUUCUAAAAUUAUCACCACUAAUCGGCGUUACCACCAGCGCCUUUGUUUGGAGGCUUGGCAUAUUAACUCCGCCCACGCUCCUUUAAAUCGUGACGAUAGCGGUUUGCUUCCUGACGCCUAUUUACACCUCGUCAGAAAAAGGGCUGCUAAUUAGUGAUCAUAUAAAAGGACCUCUUGUUGCAGCGUUUAGAUCACCCUUGAUGAAGGCACUAGACAGGAGUGUCGAAAGGUUGGGUCUAUAAAUUGUAACCUCUUCGGUUACAUUUAUUAAAUCUGCAAACCAGUGUAGCAUCAAAAUAUGUCCAAAAUUUGUCAAGUCGCGACAAACAAUUUGCACUUGUAAAAUGUUGAUGAUGACAGGAAACAACUUAUUCGCUGGUGCGGAAAGGCCCUAACUUUAUAUACUCAAGGAAUUGAUAAACCAAAAGACUUUCGGGAGCCUCAAACAAACUACAUCAACAUACACUUCCAGUAGUAUGUGAGACUUCAGUAAGAUUGAGAUCUCAACAGCUUUUCAAGGUUCCGAUCUGAUAAGCCACGUGACUUGAUAACGUAAUCCAAUAACCUAGACUGCCAAGAAUGUGCCGCCUUUGCUUUAACACCCGCAAAUGGAUAAACGUUCAAAGCUUCUUGAAAAAGGACGAUAAACCGUAGGCCCCAUCUCCUGCAUCUUCUUUCUACUGGUUAGCAGGGGAUGUUCAAGAACUCACACACUUCUCGCAAAGAGAAGGAAACGAAGUUCCUGAUGUUGUGGACUGGCCUAGUUGUCAUUAGUUUGUAUAGGCUACCAUCCAAACCAGCUUUAAAGCUUUAAAAGAAUAAUUAUUGCUUUUUAUGUGUCUAAACAUGGUGAAAACAAGCUUACAUGAAAUUUGAUUUCAUUUCAGCAAUAUGGGGUUUUCUACGAAUGAUCAAGAAAAUGAUUUAGAUAGCAGCCACUGCUCCCAACAUUUCAAGGGAGCCUGGUGGUACGAAAGCUGCCAUCACUCCAAUCUGAACGGAUUGUAUCUCAAUGGCUCCCAUGUGUCCUAUGCUGAUGGGGUCAACUGGUAUUCUUUCAGGGGCUAUCAUUACUCACUAAAACGCACCGAGAUGAAAGUGAGAACCAAAGCAUAGGACAAUGUUCAUCCAGGAUAAAGUGCCAAUCAAAUCGAGACUUUAAGAUCCCCCCAGGCAACGCUCGGGCAUUUGACUGUCGUUCUUUCCAAAGGGUGGGGAACUUGAACCUUGCCUGGGUGGGGUGGUCAAGUCCCUCCGGUUGAAUACAUGUGUUUUAUCUUUUAAGAUGGAGCUGUUUAAAGAUAAAUAGUUCACUUUCGCAAGAAGAUGGCUCAG